Messenger RNA from Nilaparvata lugens (brown planthopper), 432 nucleotides. RefSeq lists its product as uncharacterized. NCBI's taxonomy places the organism in Eukaryota, Metazoa, Arthropoda, Insecta, Hemiptera, Delphacidae. The transcript has 2 exons. The coding region runs from base 87 to 389 and encodes 100 amino acids. The record is from RefSeq and is a predicted model, not a curated record.
AGUUGAAGAAUUGUGAUCUUCCAUCAGAUUAUGUAACAGCUACAAAAGAAGUGAGAACAAAACCUUUUCCAUACCAUGCACAUUGCAUGACAUUUGAUUGCUUCCAAGAUUUUUCAAACAAACUGUGGUACUCUUCGAUUCGACCAGGAAACAAGGCUUUGGAUGCAACUGUCAAUGAAGUUUGUAACUAUAUUUACCAGCCUGAUGGUAAAAUAAAAUUCAAACUGGGAUUUGAUGAGCAGGCAGAAGAGCUCCCACGCCGCAGCAAAGUGAUUUCCGAAGAAAUUAUCUACCCAGCACUUUAUUCAGAUGCCGCCAAGGAAGAAGUGGGACAAAGAGGUGAUGAAAUCUGCAAUAACAGCUGUCAGAAACAAGGAAAUGGGGUAUAAAGCUGCGAGUAAGACAUUUAGUGUGCCUAGGGCAACUCUCAAG